Molecule: messenger RNA, 17563 nt
Organism: Sorex araneus (European shrew)
Lineage: Eukaryota; Metazoa; Chordata; Mammalia; Eulipotyphla; Soricidae
Gene: CDH7
Product: cadherin 7
Exons: 12
Coding region: 1660-4017 (785 amino acids)
Biological process (GO): cell morphogenesis; adherens junction organization; calcium-dependent cell-cell adhesion
Cellular component (GO): adherens junction; plasma membrane; catenin complex
Molecular function (GO): calcium ion binding; cadherin binding
Source: RefSeq, a predicted model, not a curated record
GGUGUGAGGGCAUCUAGUUCAGCAUGGAAAGAUUCAGAGGACAACAGCAUUCAUACAUAAACACGCAUGUUUGCAGCAAAUUUGGGGACAGAAGAAACACAAUAAUAAAAAUGAUCUCUAGAUUUAUUCCUGUAUGUGGUGUCCUUGAAUUAAAACAAGCUAGCACACUAAGAUGGUGGCUUGCCUGACUCCUGAUCAAUAUUCCGCCUCUUACAAAUGGAAGACCCAGACAAACAACAAAGGGGUUUACAUAAAACUUGAACUUCCCCGAGUAGUGUUCAUUGUUGCCUAAGACGCAAACAUCCAUUUCUUUAUUCAACAAGCAUUUACUUUAAGCCAAAUAUGUGCUGUGUCUUGAUUAUACUGAACAACCAUCUUGACGUUUUUGUAAGUUCCAUCUCAAAAGCAAGUCCAUUAGAAGUAUUUUUCUAGCUUUUUCCAAGGGUGGCUCCUUCCCACCCUCUGUGGCUCUCCUGUCUUGCUGCUUGGGACUUCUGAAAUUUUCACUGUGACCCCCUUGUAAUAUCUUGGGGUCCAAAAAGGCAUAUGAACCCAGGUUGAGAGACACAGCACACACUAAGCAUCACAAAUGUAGGUAACUCUAUUAGAAAUCUGUAACAUUGUAGACAAUAUUUACCAGGACAGUGGAGUUCUUUUGGGGGGUGGAGACAUUGGUCCACACCCAGGGGUGCUGGGGGACUACUCUCUGCCUCUGUGCUCAGAGACCAUGUGUUCCAUAAAUUGAACCUCUCACCGGCUUUAGAAAGCAAAGCACACACUCUGCUAUUUUUCAGGCACCAAUGGAGGUUAUUUUUUUUGUUUUUAACGCAGAAAAAAAAAAAACAUACGAGAAAACCAAGUCAAAGAGCUCAAUGAUAAAGCCAUAAUUUUGGGUACCUAGAGAACGAUGCAAGCCCGGACAGAGAAGUGCAUCCUGGGAAAAUCCAGGCGCUGAGGGGGGAGAGAGAGAGAGAGAGAGAGAGGUCGGUUCUAAACGUCCUGAGGUUUGGUGCGGGCUGGAGGCUGGGUGUGCUGGCUGCAGGGCACGCCUGGAGCAGGGGAAGGUUAGCAGGCGGCGGAAGGCAGAACUUUCUCAAUGAAGCGACGCGCUGCCAACCGGGCGCAGGGUACCCCGAGCUGCACCCCAACGCCCGGCAUGUCUGUGGCUGGAAUUCUUCGCACAGAAGCCGAGGCCGGGCUCACCAGACGAGAGGGUACUAAGUAGAGACGUGGGAAAUGCGAGCUCGGUGCAGGGGAGGGGCUGGGCGGGGAGAGGCGGCAGGUCUGAGCCAGCCGGCACAGCUCGGGACCUGCAGAGCCCCAGCCCGCCGCACCCGCACUUUGAGCAUCGCCGUCCAGGACCGGCUCCCGGGGGCAGCAUGAGCAAGAGGGUCAGCGGGCGUGCUCGGACGUGAAGCUCCAUCCCCCGGCGACCCCCCGAAGCGGAUACUUCACCGGCAGGCACCGAUUACACCAUUCUUGGGCGAAAGCGAUUGGGCCGUGGUAACCUCUUCCAAUCGAACACUCUACAAAUUAUUAUCUCUGGACUUCCAGCUGACAUCCUGCCGGAGGCAAGAGCAGCUCAGCCAACUGGAACUGUGCCUUUUCUCUUGUCAAGGUUUUUUUCUUACACAGGAAAAAGAAAGAGAAAAAAAAAAGAUGAAGUUGGGCAGAGUGGAGUUGUGCCGUUUGCUGCAGCUCAUAGCGCUUUUCCUGUGUUUUUCUGGCAUGCAUCAAGCAGAACUUUCAAGAUCCAGAUCGAAGCCCUAUUUCCAAUCAGGGCGGUCCCGGACCAAGCGCAGCUGGGUGUGGAAUCAGUUCUUUGUGCUGGAGGAGUACAUGGGUUCAGACCCCCUCUAUGUAGGAAAGCUUCACUCCGAUGUUGAUAAAGGAGAUGGCUCUAUCAAGUACAUCUUGUCAGGCGAAGGGGCAAGUUCCAUUUUCAUUAUCGAUGAGAACACGGGGGAUAUUCACGCGACCAAGAGGCUGGACCGCGAGGAGCAGGCCUACUACACGCUCCGGGCCCAGGCUCUCGACAGACUCACCAACAAGCCCGUGGAGCCCGAGUCUGAAUUCGUCAUCAAGAUCCAGGACAUCAAUGACAACGAACCCAAAUUCUUAGAUGGCCCCUACACAGCUGGAGUCCCUGAAAUGUCUCCAGUGGGAACCUCGGUGGUACAAGUAACAGCAACAGACGCCGAUGACCCCACGUAUGGCAACAGCGCCCGAGUCGUCUAUAGCAUUCUGCAAGGACAGCCUUACUUCUCUGUGGAACCCAAGACAGGAGUCAUCAAGACCGCCCUUCCCAACAUGGAUAGAGAGGCUAAAGACCAGUAUUUGCUUGUUAUUCAGGCAAAGGAUAUGGUUGGUCAGAAUGGAGGACUCUCAGGAACAACGUCGGUCACCGUGACCCUGACUGAUGUCAAUGAUAACCCACCUCGCUUUCCUCGAAGGUCUUACCAGUAUAAUGUCCCAGAAUCAUUGCCAGUGGCCUCAGUUGUGGCCAGAAUCAAAGCUGCCGAUGCUGAUAUAGGAGCUAACGCUGAAAUGGAAUAUCAAAUAGUGGAUGGAGAUGGAUUGGGGGUGUUCAAGAUUUCUGUGGACAAAGAUACACAGGAAGGAAUCAUUAGUAUCCAGAAGGACCUGGAUUUUGAAGCCAAAACGAGUUACACGCUCCGGAUAGAAGCUGCAAACAAAGAUGCCGACCCUCGCUUUCUCAGCCUGGGGCCGUUUAGUGACACAACCACUGUGAAGAUCAUCGUGGAGGAUGUGGAUGAACCCCCCGUUUUUUCCUCCCCCCUGUACUCCAUGGAGGUGUCAGAGGCGACUCCAGUCGGGAACAUCAUUGGUACAGUAGCAGCUCAUGAUCCAGAUGCCUCGAAUAGCCCCGUGAGGUAUUCAAUUGACAGAAACACAGACUUGGAGAGAUACUUCAAUAUUGAUGCCAACAGUGGUGUUAUUACCACCGCCAAAUCUUUGGAUCGAGAAACAAAUGCUGUCCAUAAUAUCACAGUCCUUGCAAUGGAGAGCCAGAAUCCAUCCCAGGUAGGAAGAGGCUACGUGGCCAUCACCAUCCUGGACAUUAAUGACAACGCCCCUGAGUUUGCCAUGGACUACGAGACCACGGUCUGUGAGAAUGCGCAGCCAGGACAGGUGAUCCAGAAAAUCAGUGCCGUUGAUAAAGACGAACCCUCCAACGGCCACCAGUUUUAUUUCAGCUUGACCACGGAGGCCACGAAUAACCACAACUUCUCAUUAAAAGAUAACAAAGACAACACCGCUUCCGUUCUCACCAGGAGGAAUGGCUUCCGGAGACAGGAGCAGUCUGUUUACUACCUGCCCAUCUUCAUCGUGGACAGUGGGUCACCGUCCCUCAGCAGCACCAACACCCUCACCAUCCGGGUCUGUGACUGUGAUGCAGAUGGGGUAGCCCAGACCUGCAACGCCGAGGCCUAUGUCCUCCCUGCAGGUCUCAGUACGGGAGCUCUCAUCGCAAUCCUCGCCUGUGUUUUGACACUGCUGGUGCUCAUCCUCCUGAUCGUCACCAUGCGGCGGCGGAAGAAGGAGCCGCUGAUCCUGGACGAGGAGCGCGACAUCCGGGAGAACAUCGUGCGCUACGACGACGAGGGCGGCGGCGAGGAGGACACGGAGGCCUUCGACAUGGCCGCGCUGCGCAACCUGCACGUGCUGCGGGACCCCGCGGCGCGCCGCGACGUCACGCCCGAGGUGCAGUUCCUGGGCCGGCCGGCCUGCAAGGGCGUCCCGGACAACGUGCUCUUCCGCGAGUUCAUCUGGGAGCGGCUCAAGGAGGCCGACGUGGACCCGGGCGCGCCGCCCUACGACUCGCUGCAGACCUACGCCUUCGAGGGCGACGGCUCGGCGGCCGGCUCGCUCAGCUCGCUGGACUCGGGCAGCUCCAACUCGGACCAGAACUACGACUACCUGAGCGACUGGGGGCCGCGCUUCAAGCGCCUGGCGGACCUCUACGGCCCCGGCCCCGAGAGCCUGUACUCCUAGCCCCGGACCCGGGUGGACCGGCCACGCACGCGGUGGAGACGGACGGACGGGCGGGCGCGCGGCGGGGCGCACGGGCAUCCCCCUGGGCGCGCGCCCCGGGACCGGCUUGUAAAUAUCCGCACCCCCUGGGGAUGCGCCUCCUGCAACUCUUCCUGGGUGCAGUUGCUCACCUUCUCUUCCUGGGUGCAGUUGCUCACCUCCUCUUCCUGGGUGCAGUUGCUCACCUCCUCUUCCUGGGUGCAGUUGCUCACCGAGGGACGGCGCUGACCACGGGGACGCUGGACAGCAGCGGGUGCUGUUUUGGGGGCAUCCGGAUGCUCGGUGGCUGGUGAAUCGAGAGCAACUCGCAGAUGCCUACCUGCCCAGGCACCCCCGCUGCAGGAGGGAACACUGCCCAGGGAGAUGCAAUGCCCAGGGAGAUGCGGUGCCCAGGGACCAGCGGUGACCAGGUGCUCAGCUAAAGGCUGGGCACUUUUUGCAAGAGCCAACCUAGGGGGGCGAAGGGAAUUGAUGACGGUGACGUUUCUAGCUUGCUAUAAGAGUCUAGACUCUAGCAAGGUCUUCUUGCCGGCGGUUAGCAGAAAUAUUUUUACUUAGCUCUUUAUCAAUUCUUAGAAAGUCUUACUUACUUGAUCCCACCCCACCCCCACCCCACCCCCCAAAAAGAAAUUCAAUAAAAUCUCGUAUAAAGCAACAACCAUAGACCAGUGUUCAGCAAAUGAAUUAGGAAGGGGUUCCAAAUAAGAAAAGGAAAAAAUGUUUUUCAAAGUUUGCCCUUGUCCUGAGAUGCUCUUGUAGGUAUGGGAAAAAGUUGCUGUCUAUUCGUGGAUUUUUUUUUAAUUCUCUCUUCUGAUUUGUACAGGAGAAUGCCUUUUCUUUUUUAUUCGACACAUGGUGGUAUAUUUAUUUUGGAGCCCUGGUCGCCAGGAAAUUCAGGUCCAUCUUAUUGCCUCAUAAUAUUAAACUCGUCAGAAAAUGCUGAUUUUACUCCAGUCUGGGUUGGAGGGGAACCGAAACGUGGAAACGGAGAGAAGAAAUGGUUGAGCAGCUGAGCUCCAUGCAGUUAACAUCUCAGAGGGGAGCUCAGUGGUAGGGCCCCCUGGAUAUUCCUCUGAGCCAUCAAAAUGUAUCAAAGAGUGGAAUAAAGUACUGGGAUUCCAGAAAGAAAGUUUUCAAGAAUUGCCAUUUCCUUUGAUGCAAGAUUUAUUUUCUCCGGUUCCAAGUUCUAUAAAUGCCAGGAACAUCUGAGGAUUUUUUUCCACACAAAUCUAUUGGCUGUAACAUAAUGAGUAAAGAAUUAUUUUUAUUUAUAUGUCUACACAUAUAUACAUAUAUAUUUCAUAUAUAUGUAUAAUAUAUCUUAAUGUGCUGCUGUUGCUGGUUUCAACCCUCACCUUUGAAUUCUGAUACAGAUUACAUUUCCCAAGUUUGGGGGGCAACAGGAGGGGGACAACAAUGUAUGAUUUCUAAACUGGGCCAGGGUGCCGGAGUGAGGAAGGCCAGUUAAAGUGAGCAUAUGUUUAAGAUGGGCUGCUUAGAAAGAAAAUAGUAAUUAUGCCUAAAAUAUGUCUACUUCAUUUUUUUCCCUCUGGUCCCAUAGUAAAUAAUCUUCGUAUAUUCAAAUAAGAAGUGAUUUGUUAUUUCUUUUCUGCUUUCAACAAAGAAUUGUUGAGUUCCCAAUAAACCUGCAGAUAGGAGGAAAUUAGCUUCUGAAAGUGCUUCUUGCUAAAAAAAGAACAAAAUACUGGACCCAGAGUAUUAAUGUUUAUAUUAAUUGGAAAGAAACUAUGUAGGAUUUCAUGAACUUGCCAGACCAUCUUUAGAAAUAAAACAGCCACGUGGCCUUCAGCAUCAACCAAAUAAAUGAUCAAUUUGGUUCUUCACACACUGUCCCUUUAUUCGAAUACAAUAUAGAGAUGCUUCUUUGCCAUAUUAUUGUGUGUAUAUGUGAGAAAUAAUUUUAUAACAGUGAGAUUGUUGUGACAUGUAGUCACUUAUGUAAGAUUUUCUAAUUAAAUAUAUAUAAAUAUGGGUAAAAGUGCCCAAUUCAAAAAAAUUAGAAUGUGGUAUAGAGAUUAAUCAGUUGUUAAGUCUGCAGGGCGCUGAAGAGUUUUGUUACUAGCCGUCUUAUUGUGUGAUAGGAGAUAAGAGUUUAGUAAUUUGGACUGUGAUGUCAAAACUGAUUAUACCGAUUGCAUCACAUAUAACUAGAGGGAGCUUCGAAUGAAUGACUUUCAGGGAAGAGAUAUCAUCAGUGACUUUGCUUUCCUUUUAUAGUUUGUAUAUUCUCCUCCUAAACAUUUUUUUAAAAAAACGUGUCAGUAAUAGAUUCGUGGAAAAAAAUGCUCAGAUUUAAAUAUUUAAAAUUUCUGCACCUCCCUCAUUGCUUUUUCAUGUAUGAAAAUUGCAUCAAUGUAACGUUGAAAUGGACUUGGUGGCAUUUUUGUUUAAAACUUUGGAAUAAUUGUAGGAGCACUCCUAAUAUAAACUAAUUUUUUUAUGAAUUACUGGGACUAAUUGUAAUAGUAAUGGGCCUGCAACUUACUCUAGUUUCAUCUUUCUUCUGAAGUCUAAGGCUAUAUACUGUUAUCCGAUAUAACACCUAAGAGAUAGAGAAACGGAAACAUUUGAUGAAAUUCAAUAAAGCUAGCCAAGAGAGCCUCCAAAAGCAUUGAAAUGAAUCCCUAUUUUUGUCACUAAAAUUUAAUGGCACACAGUACCAGCUAGAGCCAACUUCCCGGAACUAAUUAUGCACCUCUGUUCCCAGCACCCUUUCCUUUGAUGUCGUUUCGGUAGGUGGAAGUAAUACCUGCAACACCAUAGUAAUAAGCAAACACUGCCUUUUCCACUGCAAAAAAACAGAUGUUAAAUGCUUACCAGUGCUCAUUGCUUAAAUUAGUCUAUGGAAAAAAAGACUCAUGAUUAUGGUAUAAAAGAACAGAAUGUCUGAAAAUGACACGAAAGGAAUUUACAUUAUACUUGUGAUUUCUUGCUUUUUAAUGCUUGGAGCUCAAAUUAAAGGGUAGUGUGAAUCAACUUCACUGGGAAGCAACGGCUUGAUUUCAACCACAGAGAAUAGUUUUUGAAGUCUUUCAUCUGAACAUUUACACUGAUCCAUUGGAGAGCACUGUUAGAAACUUAAAGUUCACCAAAUGACAUCUAUUCCAAACAAUUUCUUUUAAAAAUCGUAUCACACUAAUUACCAUCCAUGAAAUAAAAAUCGGCCCAAACUCCUGAACUUGUUAUCAAGGCAAACUUUUAAGUCUAUUAAAAUAAAAAACAAGCAAUUCAAGGAAGCUGCCUUUUGCAGAUCGUGCCUAAAUUGUAAAUCUGGGUUGGAGAGUAGAGAAGAUUAGACAGCACAUGUGUCUUGCAUAUGGCCAACUCUACUUGGCAUCUUACAUUGCAUAUAAUCCCCUGGUGUGGCCCCCAAACUACAAAAAAAAUUGUAAAUCUGGGUUUGCAGAUCAGUCUACGAUCCACAUUGAAGUAAUAUUCCAAAGUCAACUACAGAUAAUCAGGAAAGAGAACAAGAUGAGCUAUAUGGGGACAGCUAGUAGACGAUUCUGUAAGAAACUACCCAGAUGAACCUGGUGAACUCAGUGCUUUGACUGGCUCUGCAGCUGAGACUGGAAGGAAAUGCCAGUUUAAGUAAUGAUGACAGCCUUUCACUUCGCCUUUUGAGAAUAUUUUAAAUUACUUUAAAAUUUAUGCACAGUUAUAUGUCCUACAGCAGGAAGAGUCUUCAGCAAUUAAUCUCAUGUAAAUGGAGCAAUUGCACAAGGUAUGAGUGAUACUGUGUUAUCACCCACACGUCCAAGGGAACUUAAAAGAAUAUCAACUACUUGCAUUUAUGUUCAAAUAAUAACCUGAAGAAGCUUGAAAUAAAUUUAUUCUAAGAGGCAAAAAUAGUCUGAUUUAAGCAUAUUAAGGUCUGUAGGCAGUUGUAAAUAUUAAUCUUAAAUUGCCACGUUUAAUUUGACAUCUAUUGAUUACAAACCAUUUUCAUUACCUUAAUUGUUUCUAAAUCACUACUUAAAGGUUUAUUUACAGUUGAUCAAAUUAAAGUUGCUUAGAAGAACGUUUCAGCUUCACUCUUGUGAAGGAUGGAGGCAAUUAAUAGAUAAGAAAAUUUUCUUUUCAUCUGUGCUGUUGAUUUGAUUUUAAAUAGUCUGCUGUUUUUAAAUUAUUAAUGUAUAUUUUGUAUAUAUACAAUAUAAUAUGAAAUUUAGCUGAGAGCUAAUACAAUCAUUGCAGACUAAUAAUCAUAAUCAAAAGUAAGAAUGAGUGAGAGGAUUUAUAGAGUAUAAUUGAAAUCGUUUUGGAGAAGAGUGAUAAGCCCAUUUAAAAAAAUGGCAUUAUAUGAGGCACUAUGGGAUUUGGCAGGCACCGUAAAUUAGAAUUCCAGGGGUAAUUUUUCAAGCAGAAACAAGAUAACCAGUGUGUAUAUGACUUCAUGACAAUUUGUUGUCAUUAUUCUAACUUUUACAGGGGGAGGUUAACUGAGAAAGACAUGUACCUGUUGGUGUGUGUGUGUGUGUGUGUGCAUGUGUUCAUAGUUGAGGAGCACCCAGAUAUCUAUCUCAAAUGACCCUGAAAAAUCAGAAUUAUUACCUUGUCAGUGCCAGUAUGUUGUCAUUUGAGCAAUAUUUUUAUCUGCUUCAAGAAUCGAACUUAAUGGAAAUCUGAAUAGGAGAGCAUUUGGCCGAACUAUCUGGAUAAUUGCCUUUUAUUUUUACUGGGCAGAUGUGAUCUCAUUGUUAACAGGGAAUGUGGAGUGUGAAUUAUUUGUUAUGGAAUGUCAUGGUGUUGGCCCUCUGAGGCCCAGUCUGCUGUGGCAGGAAGUACCCCUGGUCUGUGCUGUAAAAUCUGGGUCAGACGCCAAUUCCGGCACAUUUUUGCUGUGCCCUCGAUGCCACUCUCGUUCUCUGAACCUUUAUAUCUUCCUGAUUAAAAUUGAGUUAAUUGCUAUCCUGUCUGUUUCCAAGGCGUGUGAGAUGAUUAAGUAAAAGUGCUGUGUAAACUGUAAAACAUUGUUAAAAAAUGUAAGGCUUUAUUAUGGAAAGUUAUGGAAAUUAUAUAAUAAGGUUGAUUAUAUUUAUUGUUAUAUGGUAAACACAAAUAAUUUCUGGGUUGGGAAAUAGGCGUUCAGUGGGAAAAGGAACAUGCAAUUAGUAUCCUAAGCUGGCGGAGAAUAUUCAAAGACAAUUGGCAUAAUUACUUAAAACCAGUACUCCAAACAAACAGUCAUUUUCUGAGUUUUUGAAAGCUGGGGAUCUCACUCAAGCUAAUUCAACCAUUCAUAAAAAUUAAGGAUGUCAGCAUGAGCGAGGCAUUAUGAAUUAAAAAAAAAAAACAACAAUUUUCCCCACACAAGCUGUUAUAGGGUGGAAAAUGAGGUCUCUCGGUGAACUAGCACCCAUUAGAGAUCCAAAUAAAUUGGACCAGAUUAUUGAGAGACAUCAGUGAAUACAAGUUAGAUGACCUUUUUUGCCAUGGGAGGUGAUAAAAGGAGGCCUCCAAAGUAGAAUAUAUGCUUCCUUCAUGAGUGGCAUAUGUAGAAUUAAUAAUGUAUACUCUUCAAAGAAUUAUAGGACAGUAAUAUUAAUGGACAUGCAAACCAUUCAGUAUUCUUGCUAACUACUAAGCACUUUCAGUAUUAAUUUUGCCAUCACUUAUUUACCCUCAUGCACUGAGGACUCUUCGAAGAUUAAACAAUAACAUCUAGCAGAUUCUACUGUUAUGCCAGAGACCAUCGGCUCAUAAAAUGGGGUUCCUGUCACUUCUACUCAGCAUUAUCUGCUAUCUGGUUAUUUGAAACUUGUGCCAACGAGCAUUAUAAACAAACAUAAAUGAAUAGCUCUGUAAUGACUGACAGUGUUGAGAUGCAGCCUAGCCGACUUGUUCAAAAACAUUAACUCUUGAAUUUUCCUUGUAUUCAUGAACUUAUGCUAAUGGUUUAUAUUUUUAUAAAUGGGAAAUUAUAUGAUUCAAUACCUUCCUGCUGUAUUUUUUGUGAGUACUGUUUCUUGUAUAUCAAAAUAUAGAAUAUAUAGUAUGCUGCAUAUGAAGAAUCUUUCAAAGAGGAAUCAGCACUUUUUAAACAACCACCAGUAACUAUAUAGAGAUGGUUAUUUUACUUGUUGUGUGUGUUUAUUUUUAUUUAUUUUGCCUUCGAGUAUUGAGGCACUCCAGGGUUCCAUACUGGUGAGUCAUGGCCAGUGGGGUCAGCGGCUCAACGUGAGGCCAGAGGAUGCAGUGCCACAGUGCUGGAGAUACCAGCACCUGCCCAGUGGUACUCAGGGGGAUUCCAGAGCUGAACCCAGUGAUGCCCAGAGACUGUAUGAUGUCAGGAAUUAAACUAGAAUGAGCCACCUAUAUGAUGUCAGAAAUUAAACUAGAGUCGGCCACAUGCAAAGGCAGCAAUUUAACCCCUAUACUAUCUCUCCAAUCCUGUAAGAAUAUAUAUAUAUAAUUUUUCCUGCCCCCCUGUAGGAUAUUUUAAAGACAAGAAAAUGAAAAGGAGUAAGAAGUCACUACACACAUCCAGUUACUAUUGCAUCAGUAUAUUAGGCUUGAAAUUGCUUAUGUAUUGAACGUAUACCACAGACAUAGACACACACACACAAGAUUAUGAUACUAAAUAUUUAAAGCAAAGAAAGGGCUUUCAGCAUUUUGCUUUGAAAGAUAACAUGGCUAUCGAUUCUAAUUAAUUUACAAUGAGAUUAGCUGAACUUGAGGAGAAAAUACUGCACAUUUUUAAAGCUGCUCUCUACUGCAGGUUUUCAAAAUUCUUUAUAAAAAUCUAGAGAAAUGAGCAAGUCACAAUCAGUAAAAUACCCCCAUGCAUUUCAGAAAAGUCACUAUUGAAUAUUUAUGAAACUCUAAUAUUCAAAUGAUUGAAUCCUUUUCUUCCCCGUAAUAUUUUUGCUUACCUAAGUCACUUGAAUAAAUAUAGAAUUUGAAAAAUUCGUAUGCAUCACUGAAUCAAUCCUGAAGACCCAGUUUGACUGAGCCUUGGAAAAAAGCAAAAUUUUAAGGUCAGAAUGUUUGUCAGAAACUGAGGAUCAUUACACUGCUGCUCAAGCUCCCUUUUAAGAGUUUCCUCUAGUACAACAUGAUUGAUGUUGGGGCAGGGACAGGAUAUAAAAUAACUUUUUAGAACUCUCCAAAUCUAGAGUUAGAACUGUACAUGUUGUAGACAAAAUUCAUGCUGAUUAUGAAGCAAGACAGGAAAUCAGGUGGUGAUAAUGGGAAUCUUGCAUUAUUUCCUGAUGUUUGCUUUGCUGUGUUUAAAACAAAAAUAUUGGAAAGUUGCAGAGUGAGAUAUAAAAGAAAUUAACUUCCCAAAUGUUGUCUAUCUAAGGCCUGAGCUAUGACCAGGAAGCUUCCGAAGUUCUCAUUCUUAGUUGUGAGUGGAUUGCCAAUUUGGAUUUCUCUGUACUUCUCUUGACAACAUGGUACUGAAAUGAGGCUUUGUGUAAUGAAAUCUCACAUUUUUUUCUAAGUGAUUUCUAAUAUAAAAUUUUCUUCCUAAAAUAUUUUCUUGAAGUGUCAUUAUCUUAGCUUCAGAAAAUAGAAAAUAUGGGAUUUUUGACAUUAUUAUAAGCCUUCAAAUCAUCUUAGAAAGGCAUUGUCAUGACUCUUUGAUUAAAAAAAAUUGAAGCCCAGGAUAAUUGUAAUUCAGUUAAGGAAAUGUAAUAUGCAUGGUAGAUAUAAAAAAAAUGGGGUGGUAGAAAGAAAAUCCUUAGGAUAUUUGGUGCCUUGUAGUAUUCUAUUAUUGUAAGAUGCAUGGUAUUCUGGUUUGAAAGGUUAAGAAGACAUGUGAAACUUAUUUCAAAAUCAAGGUCUCCAACCAUAUUAGGCUUGGUUUUCUAAUGGCAUCUGAGGCAUUUUAUUACUUUAAAAAAAUUCCAAUUGGGAAAGUUGUGCUAAUUUCCAUGUUUGAAGAAAUAAGGAAACAAAUAUUUAUGUUACCUAUAGCACUGUCACUGUGGUCCCUUGUUCAUCGAUUUGCUCCCGUGGGCACCAGUUCCUGUCACUCUCACUGUCAUCCAUUGUUCAUUGAUUUGCUCAAGCGGACACCAGUAACGUCUCCAUUGUGAGACUUGUUGUUACUGUUUUUGGCAUAUAAAAUACGGGAUACUCUUGAUAGUUUGCUGGGCUCUCCGAAAGGGACAGAGGAAUUGAACCUGGGUCGGCCACUUGCAGGGCAAAAGCCCUACCCACUGUGCUAUCACUCCAGUUUAAUGUCACCUGUAAAUGGAUAUAUUGGCACUUGGUUCUAACCCAUUGCCUCUUAGAUUGUUCAGGGAGCUCAUUGUCCUGGAAAUGAACAAAGUCCCAGCAUUUUGCCCAAAUACGCAUUCAGAAAUCCAGCCUCCUUUAGGGUUCCUAUCACCCCUGCAUUACUGGUUCAUAAGAGCAGAAAGUCAGUCCCAACACACCCUACAUUUUGGCAAAAGGAAGAACGGAAGUAAAAGCUGUAUACUGUGAAGGUGAGCUGAACGCACACUGGUCCUGGAAGCAACUGCCCAGCCCAGCUGGAUGCCUGCUGUGCUCCUACCUCUCUAAAGACAUUCAGUCAAAUACGAUGAACAAUUAAGCAUUACCAAAUACAGGAGACAAGAUGCCAUGACAAGGAAGUUUUGCAGAAGACUGAGAAUACUGUAAGACAUACAUGGCAUUCUGGCUUGCAAGCUUAAGGAGACGUUUGAUACUUAUUUCAAAAUCAAGCUCUCCAACCAUAUUAGGCUUUGGUUUUCGGACGACAUCUGAGGCAUGUUAUUCCUUUUAUUAAAAAGUUCACUUGGGAAAGUUGUGCUAAAUUCCAUGUCUGAAUUAACCAAAAACCCCUAAAAAUCGAUAUAGGAAAUGUUUGAAGAAAUGAAAGAGGGCAAGUAAAAGUAGCAAUAAGUUCAUCUUAUUGAUGGAGUCUGGCUUGCAAAAAUAAAUUGCACAUUCAGAAAAGAAGAAUUCUACUUUAAAGCCAAAUGUUUCGGAGGGAGUAUAGACUGCAUUUGGCACUGUAAAAGAGAGAUUGAGUCCACUAAGAGAUAGACUGAGAGAAUUAGCUGCAUUGCAGCAGUAAGAGACAUUUGAAGAUGCAAUCCUAGAAAAUAUAAAGGUCCCAAUGUCAUGCCAAGGUCGAACAUGCCUUGAACACUGCAGUUUCAGUUACUGAGAACUUUGGUAGAAUGCCCCCACACCUUACUUGACUCAUGUUGGACUCUGACUACACGUCCUGUGCCCUUGACGUUACAGCAACCGAAUGACCUUGGCACAUUGUCAUUUGAUUUCUUAAGCUCAAAGGUCCCUUUCACAACAAUUAUAAAAGUAUGAAGCCUUAAACCUAGUAAAUAAAUCGAACACGUUCACUUCAACUUGCCUUGCCCCUGUAAAAACUAUACCAAAGCAAUUGGAUUUUAAGCCAGAUAAUUAAACAGGAAUAUAUUUUCCCUUAUCUUUUCUCUCUGGGGCUUCUGAGCGGUUUCAUCUGUAGUUACUGAUGAUCUACGUGCAAUGUUAUGUUUUUUACUCGGAUAUUAAAGGAAUUAUUGGAAUUGGACAGAAAAAACUCAAUAUAAUGAUUUAAAUGGCAUGUGUCCAGAAAAUGCUUAUUCCUCCCCCAGGAACACACUGCACACCCCUCUUCAAGCUUCUUCACCCUUGCAGUCCGUUCGUCAAUGUGUUCUACAGCCAUAAAUACAACCAGUAAGCACCAGUCAUUCCUCAUUUCUCUCCUGAUCUCUUGGACAUCCAGUCUGCCCUAAACCACUUUUAGCUCCCUUUGUUGAUAAAUUUUAUAGACACAGCUCUACUGUGCUCUGUGUUUUACAAGUUGGUAGUAAAUGUGCUGCCCUCAACGCUCAGCUGAGGUAAGGGUUGCUGUGUUGUUUACUGUUCCUUGGAAUCUCUAAAGAGGGUCAAGGGUGAAUAUGGUGUUAUAAGAACUUGUUCUCAGAUGUUAAGAAGGCCAGGAUUUGGAGAGAAACAGGCUUUCUACAUAACAGUACUUUUUUGCCUCACCAGAUAAAUAACUAUCACACAAAACAAUCAAUAGAUAAAACUGGGUUUUCUGAUUUUUUCAUGCAGUGGAAAAUAUAUCCCAGAUUUGGAGAAGGAACAUAGUCUUUUUUUGUAUAAGCCUAAAAGAAGUUUUAUAUUCAUCUUUUAUUAGUUUGAAACAUAGGCUAGCUUCUGUAAUAAAGAUAAUUGGUAAAAUGGUUCACAAAAGUAAUUAAUGGAAUUUCUUAUUAAAAACAUUACUUUUAUUAUCCAAAAUUAUAUCAGAGAAAACUUAAAUCACAGAAAUUCUUCUUUACUUAAAUUUAAGAAACUUACUUAGAUAUAGCAUUUUACCAUUUUGUACACACAUUAUAUAUGUAUACAUAUAUAUUCUGAGGAUAUGAAUUAUUAGCAUUUGACAUUCAAGGAAAGGGAAACUCAAAGAGGUGUAAUUGAUUUUCCAGUGUUUCUACAGGAACAACCGAUGGAAUAGAAACAUGAAUUAGACCAAGACAGUUUGUUCUCUGUCUUUCCUUCCCUUCCUCUUUCAUUCCCUCUUUCCUUUCCUUCCUUUUACCAGUCAGAAGUACUGAAAGUUGACACUUAGGAAUCACUUCUAGUGAGUUCAGGGGACAAUAUACAAUGCUGGAGAUCAAACCUAGGUCAGCUGCAUCCAAGGAAGUGCCCAACCUACUGUACCAUCUCUCCAGCCCCAAGACCAUUCUUUCUUAACAGCAAUGUGAUGAGACAUUAUCAAAAACCCCCAAAUCAUUUCACUGUGAAGCACAUAUGCUGACCAGAUAUGUAAUCGAUGUGUUUUGCUUUUACUCCAGGUUCAUAUGUGACCAAAAUGGGAAGACAUAAUCUGUAUGAACGGGAUCCUUUAAUGUUACUAGAUGAGAAAGCAUGAAAUACACUCAUCAUUGUAUUUCUAGAAUCAAAUCUGAGUUGUUCUAAAUAUUAUUUCACUUUUUCAAUAUCACAUCGGUCUUUAUACGAAUUGGAAAGAAUUACAGAGCACUGUGAAUAGUUACAAACUUCAAGAACAGACGGAGGGAUGGGGGCGGGGCUCGGAGAUUAACAUGUGGCUUACAUGCAUGAGAGCUCGGUUCAGUCCCUGACACCUCAAAAAGAAGGCAAAAAAAUAAAAGAUUAGGUACAGGAUGGAACUAAAAGCUUUCACUUCGAAAUGACUAUCAAGGGGGCUGAAGAGACAAUUCAGCAGGUAAGGCUCUUCCUCUCACCAUGCUGACCUGGAUUCCAAACCCCACAUGGUCCUCGAGCCCCUCAAGGGGUGAUCCCUGAACACAGAGCCAGGACUAACCCCAUCAACACCAGGGAUGCCCUCCCAACCCCCACCAAACAAACAAAAAAUCACAUCCUGUGUUGAAUCCAGUGACAUAGAAAGAAGGUUGGUAUCGCUAUUAGAAUAGAGAUAGGUUUAGUAUGGCAAUUGAACUUAGUACGUGUCAUUAAAAUCUUGACUACUCUGAGGGAAAAAAAAUUCAACAUUUUCUGAAUCCAUACUUACCCUAUUAAAGGAAAAGUUCAUAAAAUGUUGAUUAAAAGCCAAUAUCAAAAUGAUUCAAAUUAGCGUGGCGGAUCCGGGUUCGAUUUCUCCGCCCCUCUCGGAGAGCCUGGCAAGCUACUGAGAGUAUCUCGCCAGCCCAGCAGAGCCUGGCAAGCUACCCGUGACGUAUUCUAUAUGCCAAAAACAGUAACAAUGAGUCUCACAAUAGAGAUGUUACUGGUGCCCGCUGGAGCAAAUCGAUGAGCAAUGGGAUGACAAUGACAGUGACAGCCAUAUUUCAUGUCAAAAUUCCUCCCCAUCUUCUAAUCAACCUUGUCAAAUCUAACCAUUAAUUGACUUUUAAGUGCUAAGUAAGCUUUCACAUGGGAUGCAGGUUGAUCAUACAGUGGGGAAUUAAAUAUUAUUUCCAAAUACCUAUUUUUUUCAUUUAUUUUGUGAUUUUUGCAUUGCUCAAAUCCUAGAAAGACAGUGUUAUUGUGUAAUAGCACUCUUCUUAAGAAAGCUUAUUCCUUCAGAUUUUAUAAGCUACACUUAACUCAAUUUCUGCAAGUUCAAGAUUUUUGCAUUUCAUAUCCCAUGUCCUUUUGAAAGGCAGAGAGCUCCAAUGAGUGUGCAAUCAGUGACCUCUCUCAGGCAGUCUACCUACCAUGAAUAGUAGAAGAUAAUCUUUACAUACCCAUAUAAAGACUAUCCAGGGAUCCAGCUACUCGCUGUAUUGGGUAAGUAUAAGUUGAAUACUUGUCAGUGACUUCAAAACACUUUGCCUGCCUUUUACAAUGUGAUUAUCAAAAUAAGCACUUCAAGGAUAGAUUAUGUGGUAUUGAAUAAAAUGAAAAGCAUGAAUCCAUACUUGUACAAAAUGAUUUAAAAUUAAAUUAGAAUUUCAAAGGUACUUUCUUGUAACUGAAUGACAACAUAAAUACUGAAGGGAUGAUAAAGCUAGGGAUAUUUCCAUGGAUAUUAAAACUAGUGUGUAAUACUUGAUUUUAAGCAUAUUUGCAUAUUUCUAAGAGUUAUCCUUAACAUAUUUAUUAAUUUCAAAGGGAAAGUGUAAUCUUUAGAGUGGGAAAAAAUCUCUCAGACAUAACUCUAAUCAGGUCAUAACUAGAAAAAAAAUAGCAAAUGCCUCUCGUUUGACAUUCUGAGAAAGAUACAAUUUUGCUUUUGAAAGAACUGUUUCUAAUCAGAAAAAUACAUACUGUAAAUACAUAUUGAGAAACAGCCCCCAAAAUAAUAAGUGUAUGGUUUUCAAGAUUUUCAAGAUGAAGGAAGAUAGCUAUGGCAUGUUACAGAUGAAAGUACGGCAAGGGGAUAUUUAAGUGCAAUGUAUCUGCUCUCGGAGUUAAAAGGAUUUUUUUAAUGUUUCUAUGAAAAGACAUCUUGAAGGCCAGCCUAGUAUCUGCCUGACCACAGAGUGAAAUUACUUUUAUAUCUAUUUUCCGUAACAAAUGAAACACUUGAUUUCUGUAAUGAUAGAAUAUUAAAGCCAGAAUUAUCUUAGCAACUGAGAUAGAUUAAAACAGAUAAUCAGAUAAACAUAGUAGGGGACUUUACAUCCCAGUGUUAAUUCAUGUGAUACGGAGUUAGGAGUAGUUUCUAUGGUGAUCACCAAACUGCUGCUAAUCUUCAUUUCCUUUCUGCAUAUGAUAAUAUAUUUUCUUUUGUGAAUUUUAAGGAGAUGCUUUAUAAAGUUUUUAUAUUUACCAAUGAUGUAACUUGGCAAUGGCUAAUUUUCUUACAAAUGCAGUUUUUCAGGUUAUUAUCUUCAAAGUUUGUAAUCAAUGUUAUCACUUUUCUAUGAUGUUAAUGAUAGAAUAUGUGACUGGUUUGAAACAGAUUCAUUAAGUAGAAAUCUAUGUUAAGUAAGGACCAGAAAUAUUCCUUAGGAAAUACUAAGUCUGGAAAUACUGCUGUUAUAGCAAACAUUAUGAUGUCAUUUUCAAGGGUCUAUUCAUCAUUUACUGUGCUGGGUAAAGAAAAGAAUAAAAUGGUUUGGGCCAUGGCUAA